Messenger RNA from Dicentrarchus labrax (European seabass), 2650 nucleotides. Its product is annotated as phosphoglucomutase-1-like. The record is from RefSeq and is a predicted model, not a curated record. The coding region runs from base 779 to 2473 and encodes 564 amino acids. Gene Ontology annotation, biological process: carbohydrate metabolic process. The transcript is spliced from 11 exons. NCBI's taxonomy places the organism in Eukaryota, Metazoa, Chordata, Actinopteri, Moronidae. Gene Ontology annotation, cellular component: cytosol. Gene Ontology annotation, molecular function: magnesium ion binding; phosphoglucomutase activity.
AAAUUAAUGACUUACACAUGUUCACGAUAUUACUACAUACUGAAAUUUUCAAAAUGUUGCAGGUUGUGAUGCCAAACUAUUUUGUACUGUGUUUUUAGAAGCCCUUUAUAAACUCUAGAGGGCAGUGUUGUUCCGUCUCAUGUAGAUACAUUCCACUCUGAUUUGAUUGUACUGCAUGUAUAAUUAGAUUUGACAAAUUGUUUGUUUGGUAAACAGAUACUUUCUUAAAACCACAUCUACAUUCAGCAUGUGCUUCUAAUGACUCGCAAAUUGCUCCUUUCACUCUCUGUUCACACACUCAGCUCUAAGAACGGGUAAAUAUCCCCUUCCUAAAAUAGCGCUAAGUGCAUCUUUGAUGAGAGAGGUCCUCCUUCUUUUUGCAUACCAUUACUCUGAGCACAGCUGCAGCCUUUCACAGAUGGACAAAUUGCUCCCAUAACACCUCAGUACUUCCACAUAGACACACCCAAACACACACACUUCUUUGUGACUGGGCCUGCAGCCUUGACAGUGAUCUCCCUGCACAUGUGUGAAGGAGCGUCUUCAGUUACUCCCCCUGCCUCUGCACACACAUUGGUUUGAAAGGUUAUUUUGAGCUUCAAAAGUACCACUGUAACCCUGUGCUUCCAGUGAAAUAAUAGGAGGAGUCAAGAUUUUACCCUCCCAUUCUGCCCCCGUGUACCAUUCCCCAUGUCAACUGACUGGGGAUUUCCUUCUAAACAGCAGGUUCCCCAGUUCUCUACGCUGUUGCAGUAGGUUGGAUUCUCACUUUGAAACAAUGGACAACAGUCCCCUGCAGGUGUUGACUGUUCCUACUGCCCCCUACCCUGACCAGAGACCCGGCACCAACGGCCUGAGGAAAAAGGUCCGUGUGUUUCAGUCCAGGAGGAACUACCUACACAACUUCAUCCAGAGUAUCUUCUCCUCCAUUGACCUACGUGACCGCCAGGGAUCAACAGUGGUGGUGGGGGGAGACGGUCGCUUCUUCAACCGAACAGCUAUUGAGGUCAUUGUGCAGAUGGCAGCUGCCAACGGGGUGGGUCGUCUGAUCAUUGGACACCAUGGGAUAAUGUCCACACCAGCCAUCUCCUGCGUGAUCAGGAAAUACAAAGCCAUCGGUGGCAUCAUCCUCACUGCCAGCCACAACCCCGGUGGACCAGAUGGAGACUUUGGCAUUAAGUUCAAUACUGCAAAUGGAGGCCCAGCCAAGGAGGCUGUCACAAACAAGAUCUUUCAGAUCAGCAGGACCAUUGAGGAGUUUGCCAUCUGCCCUGGGCUGAAAGUGGAUCUGACAACCCUGGGCAAACAGAUGUUUGAUCUGGAGAACAAGUUCAAACCCUUCACAGUGGAAAUUGUGGACUCUGUGGAAUCCUACGCUAACUUGUUGAGGAACAUCUUUGACUUUGCUGCUCUCAAGGAGCUUCUAUCUGGUGAAAACCACAUCAAGAUAAGACUAGAUGCAAUGCAUGGAGUGGUAGGACCAUAUGUGAGGAGAAUACUCUGUGAGGAGCUCGGCUGCCCUGCCAAUUCUGCCAUCAACUGUGUCCCAUUGGAGGACUUCGGAGGUCAACACCCAGAUCCUAACCUCACUUACGCUGCAGAUCUGGUUGACAGCAUGAGAGACGGACAAUAUGAUUUUGGUGCAGCAUUUGAUGGUGAUGGGGACCGUAACAUGAUCCUUGGUAAGCACGGCUUCUUCGUCACCCCACCUGACUCUGUGGCUGUGAUCGCUGACAACAUCUUCUGCAUCCCGUACUUCCAGCAUACAGGGGUGAGAGGCUUCGCCCGCAGCAUGCCUACAAGCGCAGCCUUAGACAGAGUAGCCAAGGCAACAAAAAUAGAGUUAUAUGAAACUCCCACUGGGUGGAAGUUCUUUGGGAACCUAAUGGAUGCAGGCAGACUGUCUUUGUGUGGAGAGGAAAGCUUUGGUACAGGUGGAGACCAUAUUCGUGAGAAGGAUGGACUUUGGGCCGUGCUGGUAUGGCUGUCUAUCCUGGCCACUAGAGGGCAGAGUGUGGAGGACAUUCUUAAGGACCAUUGGCUAAAAUAUGGAAGAAACUACUUCACAAGAUAUGACUAUGAAAAUGUAGACAUAGAUGCAGCCUGUGAGAUGAUGGAGGAUUUGGAGAUUAUGAUAGCUGACAAGUCCUUCGUGAAGCAGAGAUUUGCUGUGGAAGACAAAAUCUACCAAGUGGAAAAGGCAGACAACUUUGAGUACACAGACCCAGUAGACAGCACCAUCACCAGGAACCAGGGUCUGCGGAUAAUGUUCUCUGAUGGUUCUCGAAUCAUCUACAGACUCAGUGGGACAGGUAGUGAUGGGGCAACAGUUCGAAUCUACAUAGACAGCUAUGAGAAGGAGCAAGUCUUUGAAGACACACAGGUGAUGCUGGCACCCCUGGCAACCAUUGCUCUCAAGAUUUCCCAGCUCCAUCACAGGACAGGUCGAAGUGGCCCAUCAGUCAUCACAUGAUUCCUCCCUCCAUUAUUGCUCAACUAUUGCCAUUCUUGUUUUUCUUUCCAGAUUUUUGUAUAAAUUGAGCUUCAGUUCCAAGUGUAGCUGCACAACAUGUAUAAGUUUGCAUUUUAGGCUUAAUUGUAUUCAGUGAUUCUCUCUUUACCACAUUAAACUGCUUUUUAUUUUUGGUCA